AUGAAAAAAAAAAUCAAUAAAAUUGCAGCGAAAAAAACUAUAUCAUGGGAUGAAGUGACAAUAAAUGAACAAGACAAGGAAAGGGGCUCACGGAUGAAAAUUUUGGAGCCAAACACCCCGUUCAAUUUUAUUGUAAUGGAUAGCGCAUCAGAAGAUGAAACAUCAAAAAUUGGGGAUUCUAAAACAAAUAGCGAAGGACAAGAUAAUAUUGCGGAUGAUCUAAUAAAUAAACUAAACCAAUUAGUGGAAAAACAAGACUGUAAAGGUGUAUCCAAUAUAGAUUUUAAGGAAAAAAGAAAAAAGCAUUAUAACGAAUACAAAAUAUUGCAAAAAUUGAGGAAAUCAGGCACAUUUGAUGAAAUUGAUGAAGAAUAUAAAUUAGAAAAUAAUGAAUCGAAUGAUGAUAAUAACAAUGCUCAGGAUGGAGAAGAAUAA
Plasmodium berghei ANKA is the source of this 435-nucleotide messenger RNA. RefSeq names its product protein phosphatase inhibitor 2, putative. NCBI's taxonomy places the organism in Eukaryota, Apicomplexa, Aconoidasida, Haemosporida, Plasmodiidae. Gene Ontology annotation, biological process: regulation of signal transduction. Gene Ontology annotation, molecular function: protein phosphatase inhibitor activity. Bases 1 to 435 code for a protein of 144 amino acids. The record is from RefSeq and is a predicted model, not a curated record. The transcript is spliced from 5 exons.